AUGGGAGACCUGUAUAAAAGACUUUUUAGUGGGUGGUGUUUUUGCUCUAACUCAGCAUAUCACCAAAAUGGCAGAAUUAUUGUUGCUUGGAAUGCACUAUCCUUCCAUGUCAACAUUAUAGCAAUGUCAGCUCAAAGAAGAGAGAAUGGGUGGAAAUGUGAGAGAAGCAGAGUUGCUGCCUCUGAGAGAUGUGCAGAGAGAUGUGGGUUGAGUGAUCUCAAAUCUACUGGAGCUUACUACACCUGGAAUAAUAAACAGGAGGGAGAGGCCAGAGUCUUUAGUAAAUUGGAUAGGGCUCUUUGUAAUGAUAAAUGGCUGGAGAUGUUACCUACUUCUGAAGCUUGGUUCAUGCCUGAAGGGCUGUUUGAUCAUAGCCCAAUAUUAGUGAGAGUACAUAAGGAAAUAGUGCAGGGGAACAAGCCUUUCAAAUAUUAUCAGAUGUGGAGUAAAGCCCCUGAUUUUCAAAGAAGAGUUAGUGAUGCUUGGUCCACAAAUGUUACUGGCACUGCAAUGUUCUGUGUAGUCCAAAAAUUGAAGCUGGUUAAGAAGGAAAUGAAGCAGUUGAAUAAAGAUGGGUUUGCAAACAUCCAAACUGCUGAUACUCAGGCCCAUGAAAAGCUACUGGAGUGUCAGAAGAAGCUCAUGGAAAGAAAUGAUCUAUCUAUCAAGCAAAGAAGACUUCACAAUACCAUUUAUGGUAUUCAUGACAGCUCUGGAGUUUGGAGAGAAAAUGAAAGAGUGAAUGAGGCUUUCAUUGAGUAUUACAAGAAGCUACUGGGCACAGCAAAAGAGCAUGAGACUAGAAUUAGCCAGGAGAUCAUGGAAAGAGGCAAAUUUCUUACUGAAGAGCAUCAGAUAGCCUUCUGGAACCGAGACUCAUGGCACAUUGUGGGGAAUGAAGUAAUUCAAGCAGUUAAAGAGUUUUUUCAGAAUGGAAAACUCUUGAAAGAAGUCAAUAACACUCUUAUCACUUUAGUGCCUAAAGUGAAAUGCCCAGGUCAUGUCACUGAAUACAGACCAAUAGCAUGCUGCAAUGUGAUAUAUAAAACUAUCACUAAAGUUAUAUGCAACAGAUUAAGCAAGAUACUACCUGAGAUCAUUGCUGAGAACCAGGGAGCCUUUAUCAAAGGAAGGUUUAUUGCUCAUAAUGUGCUAAUUUGUCAAGAUAUGGUGAAAGGGUAUGGUAGGAGCAAGGCUAGUCCUAGUGCAUCAUUAAGAUGGACUUGA
Messenger RNA from Beta vulgaris subsp. vulgaris (sugar beet), 1227 nucleotides. RefSeq lists its product as uncharacterized. The transcript is spliced from 4 exons. Bases 1 to 1227 code for a protein of 408 amino acids. The record is from RefSeq and is a predicted model, not a curated record. NCBI's taxonomy places the organism in Eukaryota, Viridiplantae, Streptophyta, Magnoliopsida, Caryophyllales, Amaranthaceae.